AUGGAUUUAAAAUUGAGAGGUGGGCACCAGCACCAGAGGUGGGGUGAAUACACAGACCGUCCACUGAACACCGUUAACGUGCCCACCCUCAAGGCCCUAUAUGUAUAUGUUAUGAGAGUUAAUAAUUUUAUCCAAACAUCCACAGCUCUGGUCAGCAGCAUCAUAUUUCAUCAAAGUCUUCCUCAGAUUGUGAACGUGACCUCUAACGUGAGCCACGAUGACGGGACCCGCUUUGUGAUGCUCUGGUACCAGCAAAGACCAGGCAGUCAGUCUAUGACCCUCAUUGGGUUUGGAUAUGGCACAGGAGACCCGACCUACGAGGAUCAAGCCAACUGUGUGACAUUCCAGCAACCUCCAUCCAGGAUAGUCAACGUAGGCGAAAGAGUAGAAAUCCAAUGCAGCCACGAUGAUGACAGUUUAUACGUGAUGCUCUGGUACCAGCAAAGGGAUUAUGGAGCGAUGAGCUUAAUUGGAUAUAGCUAUGACACAAACAAACCCGACUAUGAGCCGGCGUUUCAGAAUCACAUCGAGAUUUUGAGAGAGACCAGAGUGAAAGGAGCUCUGAGCCUCCCCAAUGUCAAACUGUCACACUCAGCUGUGUAUUUCUGCGCUGCCAAAAAAAAAGAUCAUUUCCAGCUGUUGAUAGCACAAACAAUUUUUACUACACUGCAUAUCAGUGUGGCAAACUACAACCCUGCUUACUUUGGUACUGGCACCAAACUGACAGUUUUGGCACCAAAUAUAACAGUUAAGCCACCAAAGGUGAAAGUGUUUAAACCUUCAACAAAGGAGUGUCAAAAUGAAAAACACAAGAAAAACAAGAAGACCUUGCUGUGCGUGGCCUCUGAUUUCUAUCCGGACCAUGUGAAUGUGUCCUGGCAGAUUGAUGGGGUGGACGUCAACGAUGGCGUCGCCACCGAUCACUCUGCCCACUGGAAUGGUUCACGCUACCGCAUCACAAGCAGGCUGAGAGUCUUGUUUUCACAGUGGUUCAAACCAGGCAAGAAUUUCACCUGCACCGUCAGCUUCUUUGACGGGGAACAGACGGUUCGUUCUGUGGGCUCGGUCGCAGGCAUUCGAAAUCCAGGAGCUGCAGCAAUAAGAAACAAGUAUCUGAAGAUCACCCACAAUGCCAAGCUGUCAUAUCUGGUUUUGAUCAUCAAGAGCAGCAUCUACGGACUCUUUGUGAUCAUCCUGGUGUGGAAAUUUCAGGGGUUUUCAAGAAAACCGGAGAAAUGAGAGCUGAGCUGAACGACUGAGCUGCUUUCUGUGAAAACAAAAACAUUCACAGUAUCCUAAAGCUUUGCUUUCCAUUUGACUUUCUUCCAUUUAGUAUAUAAAUAAGUGGACAUCCUGUGCAGUUAUUGGUUAUUAUUCUGUUAGUUUGUGUAAGUGCUUUGUGCUCAGUUUGCUUCUUAAUAAAAGUACUCC
Molecule: messenger RNA, 1431 nt
Organism: Neolamprologus brichardi
Lineage: Eukaryota; Metazoa; Chordata; Actinopteri; Cichliformes; Cichlidae
Source: RefSeq, a predicted model, not a curated record